Messenger RNA from Striga asiatica, 1136 nucleotides. The record is from the annotation of a GenBank genome assembly. NCBI's taxonomy places the organism in Eukaryota, Viridiplantae, Streptophyta, Magnoliopsida, Lamiales, Orobanchaceae.
GAAAAAUCAAAUGGCGGGGCAUGUGCACACCCAUCCUGUGAGUUAUUCCCUUCUAAAAGCCUCCACCAUUUCUCCUCCUUUAUAUCCCCACACAUAAUAAUAAAUUUCAACUCAUCGUAUUAUAUUUUAGCAGAUUAAUGCAUUUGCUCUCUGCUUUACUGCGCUCUUCAGAAGGAUACACAGCAACAGCAGACGAAGAAGAAUAACAGCUGAGUCCAUUACCUGAAUCUGAAGCCCCACAGCUUUCAAAUCGCCGAUUUCACAGAAAAAGCAGCGCCGAAGAUGACGUCAUCUCUGCUUUGGGCCAAUCCUGUUGUGAAUUCCGAUCGGCCGUCGUCAACGAGGAGGAAGAAGAAUAAGAAGAAAAUCCCGACCCAAAAUCCGGCCGAUGACCAACAGAAUCCGCGGAUCGAGUGGAAAUCCGACGCCCAGCAGCAAAUCUACUCGUCGAAGCUGCUCCAAGCGCUGCGCCAGAUCCGGCAGGGCGGCGCCGCCCCGCGGCGGGUGCACGAGGCGGCGGACAGAGUCCUGGCGGUGACAGCGAGGGGCCGGACGCGGUGGAGCCGCGCGAUACUCACGAACCGGCUGAAGCUGAAGUUCUUGAAGAAGAACAACACUGCUAAGCGGCAGACCCGGGUGUUGACGGUGGUCACCGGCGGCCGGAUGCAGAGGAAAUCGAAGCUGCAGAUCUCGAGCUUGAGGUCCAAGUCGCUACCGGCGGUCCAGCGCAAGGCGCGCGUACUGAGCCGGCUGGUCCCCGGCUGCCGGAAAGAGUCGUUUCCGGUGGUUCUGGAAGAGGCCACCGAUUACAUAGCCGCGCUUGAGAUGCAGGUUAGAGCAAUGAGUGCAUUAGCUGAACUACUUUCAGUUUCGGGCUCCACUUCUUCCAACCCGGGUUCAUCCAAUGUUAAUCCUUUUGGCUUCGGUUCGAGCUCAGGCUCAAGUCGAACUUCCCCACCCACAUAAUUUGAAAUUUUCACUUUUUUUAAUAUUUUGUUAAUUGUUGGCAUUAAAUACACACUCCAUAUGAAUAUUCCAAUGUGAAAUACGAAUUUUCUUUAAAAAGUAGGAGUUUGUGAUAAAGUUUUGUAAUGGGACGAAUUGUGUUAUAUAAACUCAUGAAGUGAAAAAAAAAA